Molecule: messenger RNA, 4473 nt
Organism: Cadophora gregata
Lineage: Eukaryota; Fungi; Ascomycota; Leotiomycetes; Helotiales; Ploettnerulaceae
Exons: 8
Coding region: 202-4473 (1423 amino acids)
Molecular function (GO): ATP-dependent chromatin remodeler activity; ATP binding
Source: RefSeq, a predicted model, not a curated record
AGUAGAGGAGGGGGUGGUUGUGGUAAAAUGGAUGGAUGAAUGAAUAUCUUGAGGGGUCGAGGAUUAUGUUUGGAUGUUCAUUCGGUGUGGUUGGCAUUCCCGGCCUGGCAUGUCAGGUCACGAAGUUGAUAGCGUGGUGGGUCAGAAGUGCGUGUUGGGAGGGAGGACAUGACAGGUCGGGUGGGGAGGUAGUAGUGGUGUAUGUUUUCGGCUGUUCUAUUUAAAGGGCGUCUUUCACAGCUACACCCUUCCCCAUCAACAACAUCAAGAUCAAUGACCUCAGCACCACCUAUCAUCUUCUGGACUACAAAUUACCACCCAAACAUUAGUAUUGGCUGUCAUCGGAUUGGCUGUCAUCGGAUUCGAGGCUCACCAUUGAAAAUUUAUUCAGCGGGUUUCAACUAUCAAGCGGAGCGCUCUGAGGUAGAUACAGGGCCCACUCAAUCCACUUCACCUCCUCAAGUCGAAUGCUUCGAGGAUCAAGCCUACAAGUACAACACCAACAGCCAUUCGACCUCUACCUUCCUACAGCAUCACCUCAACUAUAUUUUCUUUCUAAAACUACAACUCCGUUUAAAGAACAAAUAUUUCUUUCCAAGCACCACUCAUAGUAUCACUUCAUCAUACAAAAUGGAAGAUUUCAAUUUCUCUCGUCAUGGUAAUAGCAAUGAUGACUAUAUGGAUGACAACUUGGAUUACCAGCUUGAUGAAGAACCAGAGUCAACAACUGGAAAUCAACCAGAGAAAGAGCCAGAGACCCAGUCAUCUCCUUCUCACGAGUUGAUUCCAUCAAUCGAGCGUACUGCUUCAGCCAGUGAGCCGAGCCAAGUUCAGGACCAAAUCAACAAUGAAGUUGAGUCGAGUUCAGCUUUGAAGAUCAAGUCUGAGGAGCAUGACCCCAUGUAUUUCACUCAUAAUCCUCCUCCUUAUGCAGCGCGUCAACAAUCGGCCGCCCGCACUCCACCUGUCGAGAACCCUGUCAGAUCUCUUCAAGUCCCACAAUCAGAGAGCGCUGCAUCAGCUGCUUCAUCUUCACCUGGACAGCCUUCAUCUCCGACAUCACUUACCCCGCAACUGACCUCUGCUUCGAUUUUCGGUGGACCACCUUCACAACUUCUACCAUCUAGCAAACAUGGUCCGUCCAUAACCAGCAGUCAUCCAAUACCAUCCAUCUUUGGACAAACUAUCAAAAGCACGCCAUCUUCAAAGCCUACCCCUCCACCUCAGGCACAAGAAGACGAUGAUGACGGCGAUUUCAUGAUCAUCGAGCCUCAACAAGCUUCAGUGACAGCUCAACAGAAAUGGAGCUCACAAAGCCCCCAGAAGACUUCGAAUGAUGUUGUAUUCAUCAAGGAGGAGAGAAGAGACGAUGAUGUCCGUCCUCUCAACCCACCGCCGGCUCCGAAACCAAAUACACCAAGAAAGAAACUUGAUCCCGCGAAGCUGAUGGCUGCUCAAAGAGCAAUGUAUCAGAGAAGCAAGGCCCAGAAUAAUGGAGAAGGCAGCUCAAGAGGACACAUACGUCCUGAAGUACCAAACCAUUUUGCGCGCUUUGAAGACAAUACUUUCGGUACCUCUGAUCAAGCUGACGCCGUCAUGCAAGAUGCCAGCGAGGACAACUCUUGGAUGAAUGAGGAAGACGAGGCUGACCCCGAGUAUGAGAAGAUGCUUAAGCUCAAGAACCUGCUGGUUCGUAAACAGCGAUCCAAGACCAUUACAGCCGACGAGUCUGUGCAUCUCUACAAAAUCAUAAAGCGUAUCGAGACCAGAGAUCGUCUCCGUGUAGCUGUAUCCCGGAUUGGUGAGGAUGAGCAGGAGGAGGACCCAAAUUCUCUGUUCCUUCCUGAAACUCGAGAGGAGACCGUCAAGCGCCGUCAUAGAGAGCGAGAAGAGCGACUUGCAGCAGAAGAAGGUCGCCGUCUUCAAGCAGAGUCUGAAGAGGUCGAAGACGCCGAAUCCGAAUCGGAUGAUAACGCUGGCGAGGGAGAGUACAAUGACGAUGACGCCAUGGCUGGUAUAUUCGCUGAAGAGAACGGUCCCCCUGAGGUCGAACCAGAUCUCGGUCUCACCAAAGCCGGCAAGCCUCGUAAGAGACGCGCCAAGGUUGCAAAGGGACCCUUCGAGUAUAUGCAACGUAAAGAUGAACAGCGUCGUGAGAAGGAACGUGCUAAGGCUCAGAAGAAGAAAGGCCAUGAACCAGCUGCAGCUCCUGCUUCUCGACGCAAGGUCAAGUCUCCUGUUACGAGAGGACGAGGUAAAGCCAAAGUCAAAGACAAGGGUAAAGGCAAGGAGAAAGAGAAGCCUGCUAAGAAGGGCAAAGGUAAAGGCAAAGAGCUCGUCACCAAUGGUCAAAGUCUUCUCGCAUCCGGUCGAUUUCGAUCCUUCAACAAUGUCGACCCUGUCGGUCACAUGAUUCUGGAAGACCUCAUGAACAACGAUCCUAUAUCCGACCGUCUUCAAAACCCCAUCUUCAAUCGCCCUGCCGAAGAGACUAUAUCAGGCCACAAAACCAAAGCCACGCAAUUCCAACUGUUGUUCGCCAAUAUUCCCGAGCCCGAAGAUGCACUGACCCGUGGAGCUGUGCGCAGUGAUAAAGCUAAACUUAGAGAUGCGAGUAAGAGUUUCGGCUAUGCCAAAUGUAAGGCAGUGGAUGGGAAGUGGUUGAUCAAGGGGAUGAACAGUACGCUCUAUCACCACCAGUUGUUGGGUGCGCAGUGGAUGGUUGAGCGAGAAUUGAGUAGUCAACCUCCGCAUGGAGGGCUGUUGGCUGAUAGUAUGGGUCUGGGAAAGACGGUACAGACAUUGGCUUGCAUGGUUGGGAAUCCUCCUGGUCUUGAGGACAUCAAGCGUAAGGUUAAAGCAACACUCAUCGUCGCCCCCGCCACAAUCGUCAAGCAAUGGACGGAAGAGAUCGAAGCUCAUGUCAAUGACAAGGUCUUCCCCAAAAUUCUACACUACAAGUCCUCCUCCACAGUGUCCCUCUCCAUCCUCGAGGACAUAGACAUCGUCGUAACGUCUUACAACGUAGUAAUGAAGCAGUUCCCUUGGCCCGAUAAGGAAGGUCGCAUGGAGAUUGCUCGCCAUGGUUAUCCUGCUUGGGCCAAGGGUGCACUUGAGAAGAUGGGAUUACUGCAUCAAGUCAACUGGUAUCGCGUUGUGUUGGACGAGGCUCAGGCUAUUAAGAACAACAGCGCGCGGACCAGCUUAGCGUGUCAGAACCUAAAGAGUGUUUAUCGAUUGUGCUUAACCGGUACGCCGUUGUUGAACCGGUUGGAAGAACUCUUUCCAUACCUCCGAUUCCUCAAGGCAAAUUAUAGCAUGGAUUGGGCGAUGUUUCAGAAGUACUUCUGUGAUCCUGACGCCAGUGAUUGCUACAACCGCAUUGCUACCCUCCUCAGCUACACCAUGAUGCGUCGGACUAUGAAGACAUCAAUUCUCAAUCGCCCUAUUCUUACUCUACCCGAACCACAUCCUCAUAUUCAAUAUGUAAAUUUCUCACCAGAGGAGACCAUCAUCUACCGUAUUACCGAAAAUCGCUUCCGAAACAACCUCAAUGCCUUCUUCAAAAAGGGUGAUGCCAGCCGCAACUACGGCUUCUUCAUGGUCCAACUCCUCCGCUUACGACAGUGCACAUCACACCCAUUUAUGCUGGAGCGUACAAUCAAGGAGAGCUGGACAAUGGAGGACGUACAAGAGUUGAAGACUCGUAUGACGAAAAUCAAAACGGCCAAUAGACCGUUCUACGAGCAGUGCCAGUUGUGGGUCGAAACGUCCGAAGCACAUCGUGCUGAAGCCCGCGCGCGAGGUGAGGUUGUCCCAGAUGAUGAGAUGCUGCCGUUUGGUCAGUCGUCUUUUGGUCAUACAUUUGAUAUGGAGCAGCCGCUGGGAACCCUAGAUGAGGGAGAGCUUUACAAGAGAGUUACUUGUUCUCUAUGCUCGGAUGUCCCGACUGAGCCAUUGAAAACCGAUUGUGGUCAUGUGUUUUGCAAAGACUGCAUCGACACAUUUGUCAAUGCGCUCGUCGCCCAGGAAAACGAAUACAUGACGUGCCCGGAAUGUAACCGCAUUUUCGACAAAACCACUCCCGUCAUUAAUCCUCUCAUCGACGACGGCGACACAACAUCCUCAUCUAGCAGACGCCGGUCCAAAAACAAAGGAAAAGGCAAAGGUCGUGAGGGCCAGGAGGAAAUUGAUCCAAAGAAGGAUUUUUUCAGCAGGGGACGGGAUCUUAUGGGUUUCGAACCGAUGACCAAUGAUAGUACUUGGAUCAGUAAGAGUGAUAGGGAGCCGGGCUUUGUCUUGACGCCGAGUACGAAGACGACUGCGCUGAAGGCGUUGCUGUUGAAGGGUUUUGAGGAAGCGCCGUUGGAUAAGGUGGGUUCACUCCUCUUCAUCGUUUCACAAACACUUUUCAAAGUCACGGACAGAGCUGGGAACAUUGGAAGGCCGGCGGCGGUGGGAAGUGAGAGCUGA